This is a messenger RNA of Nicotiana tabacum (common tobacco), 1775 nucleotides long. RefSeq names its product 5'-adenylylsulfate reductase 3, chloroplastic. The record is from RefSeq and is a predicted model, not a curated record. Gene Ontology annotation, molecular function: phosphoadenylyl-sulfate reductase (thioredoxin) activity. Lineage: Eukaryota; Viridiplantae; Streptophyta; Magnoliopsida; Solanales; Solanaceae.
UCUCUCUAAAUCUUGAAAUACCCUGCCAAAAAUCACAUCAAUUUCAUUGUAACUUAGAGAAUUCUGCAACAAAUUAAGCUUUCUUUGCUGUAAAUUACUCUCUUCCAUUUGGAAAAUUCUUUGUUUUAUAACAUCUAUUCGAGAAAUGGCUUUGGCUUUCACUUCUUCAACUGCAAUUCAUACCUCUCUUUCUUCGUCUUCUUAUGAACAACCCAAAGUAUCCCAAUUGGGCAACUUUCAGCUAUUGGAUCAGCCACAAAUUCCUUUGAAAGCAUUGAAUUUUUCUCAGAGGCGUUGUGUGGUGAAGCCAUUAAACGCUGAGCCUAAAAGGAAUGAGUCGAUAGUUCCAUCAGCAGCAACAAUUGCUGCUCCUCUACCUGAGGUGGAAGAGAAAGUAGAGGCAGAGGACUAUGAGAAACUGGCGAAGGAGCUUGAAAAUGCCUCACCUCUUGAGAUUAUGGAUAAGGCCCUUGAAAAUUUUGGAAAUGAUAUUGCCAUUGCUUUCAGUGGUGCUGAAGAUGUCGCUUUGAUAGAGUAUGCUCAUUUAACCGGUCGACCAUUUAGAGUGUUCAGCCUUGAUACCGGGAGGUUGAAUCCAGAGACCUACCAACUCUUUGAUGCUGUCGAGAAGCACUAUGGUAUUCGCAUUGAAUACAUGUUUCCUGAUGCUGUAGAAGUUCAGGCCUUAGUGAGGAGCAAAGGUCUUUUCUCAUUCUAUGAAGAUGGCCACCAAGAAUGCUGCCGUGUUAGGAAAGUUAGGCCCCUGAGGAGAGCCCUCAAAGGCUUGCGUGCCUGGAUCACAGGGCAACGAAAAGAUCAGUCCCCUGGAACUCGAUCUGAAAUUCCUGUUGUCCAAGUAGACCCCGUUUUCGAGGGGUUGGAUGGUGGAAUUGGAAGUUUAGUGAAGUGGAACCCGGUGGCUAAUGUGGACGGCAAGGAUGUAUGGAACUUCUUACGUGCGAUGAAUGUACCUGUGAACUCUUUGCAUUCAAAAGGUUAUGUCUCCAUUGGAUGCGAACCUUGCACAAGGCCAGUCCUACCCGGACAACACGAGAGAGAAGGAAGGUGGUGGUGGGAGGACGCCAAGGCCAAGGAAUGUGGCUUGCACAAAGGAAACAUCAAAGACGAAAAUGUAAAUGGUAAUCGUAACAGUGCUGUGCAAGCAAAUGGUAGUGCCAAUGUUGCUGAUAUUUUUGACACUAAGGACAUUGUUACCUUGAGUAGACCUGGAAUUGAGAACCUAUUGAAAUUGGAAGACCGGAGAGAGCCUUGGCUUGUUGUUCUUUAUGCUCCGUGGUGCCGCUUCUGCCAGGCAAUGGAAGGAUCAUAUGUGGAAUUGGCAGAGAAGUUGGAGGGUUCUGGUGUGAAGAUUGGGAAGUUCAGGGCAGAUGGUGAGCAGAAAACAUUUGCACAACAAGAGUUGCAGCUUGGCAGCUUUCCCACAAUACUAUUCUUUCCUAAGCACUCUUCACAGCCUAUUAAGUACCCAUCAGAAAAGAGGGAUGUAGAUUCCUUGAUGGCUUUUGUGAAUGCUCUUAGGUGAAGGCAAAAUGUUGCUUCACAUUCUUUACACAGAGUAGUAAAAUAGAAGAGGGACUUGAGUUGUGGAAUAUAGUGCUUGUAUAUUUAUGGUAUAUGGUCCCUCAGUUUUUAUUUCAAUAUUUUAGAUUUUUUUUUCUAUGCUUUCCUCAGUCAAAAGGGUCUAUUUCUCCGGCCUCAAUUUUGUGGAUCUUCUUGCUCUUGUUGCUUUGUCAAUAUACAAGUCUUUCUCCUCA